Meyerozyma guilliermondii ATCC 6260 is the source of this 171-nucleotide messenger RNA. RefSeq names its product 60S ribosomal eL27 domain-containing protein (gene RPL27A). The record is from RefSeq and is a predicted model, not a curated record. NCBI's taxonomy places the organism in Eukaryota, Fungi, Ascomycota, Pichiomycetes, Serinales, Debaryomycetaceae. Gene Ontology annotation, cellular component: ribosome; cytosolic large ribosomal subunit. Gene Ontology annotation, biological process: translation. The transcript has a single exon. Gene Ontology annotation, molecular function: structural constituent of ribosome. The coding region runs from base 1 to 171 and encodes 56 amino acids.
AUGCCAACCAGAUACUCGUUGGAUGUUGAGUCAUUCAAGUCUGUUGUCACAUCUGAAUCCUUGGAGGAGCCAUCGCAAAGAGAGGAGGCCAAGAAGGUUGUCAAGAAGGCUUUAGAGGAGAAGCACCAAGCCGGUAAGAACAAGUGGUUCUUCACCAAGCUCCACUUUUAA